AUGGCUGAGGAAUUACAAGCUAUGGAGAAUAACCACACAUGGAAGGUGGUUCCGCUUCCGAUCGAAAAACAUUGUAUUAGUUGUCGAUGGGUGUAUAAGGUGAAGCACAAGCAAGAUGGGUCAGUUGAUAGAUGCAAAGCUCGUUUGGUUGCUAGAGGAAACACUCAACAAGCUGGUGUAGACUAUAAGGAUACUUUUUCAUCCGUUGCCAAACUCACCACUCUAGACAUUAAUAAUGCCUUCUUGAAUGUUGAUCUUGAUGAGGAGGUGCUUCGAGGCAAUGGUUUACUAAGUUCUCCACUGCUUUGCUUGGUGCUAGUUUCACUCAGUCCAAAUAAGAUUAUUCUCUAUUUCAUAGAGGAACAGGUGCUUGGCCCCUUAAAGUAUUUCCUUAGAUUGGAGAUAGUAAAAUCUAAGGAAGGCAUUUGUUUGUCUCAACGAAAUUACACCCUUUCUUUGCUUGAAGACACUGGUUUUUCGGAUUGUAAACCUACCUCUGUACCCUUGGAUCCAAACAUAAAAUUUACUGCCACUGAUGGGGAUUUGCUCGAGGAUGCGGGACAAUAUAAAAGGUUGAUUGGCAGGUUGCUUUACCUCACUAUUUCAAGACCCGAUAUUUGCUUUGCUGUGAACAAGCUGAGCCAAUACAUGUCUUCUCCUUGCACUACCCAUUUGGAUGCUGUCUAUCAUGUUUUGAGAUAUUUGAAGGCUGCACCUGGGCAGGGCUUGCUUCUUUCGAUUUCUUCCCCUUUAUCGGUCAAGGCAUAUGGGGAUGUUGAUUGGGGAAGCUGUGCUGAAACCAGACGAUCCACUACUGACUAUUACGUCUUCCUUAGCGAUUCUCUAAUCUCAUGGAAGUCGAAGAAAAAAGACACCGUUUCAAGGUCCACGACUGAAGCAGAGUAUCAAGCACUUGCCAAUAUCACUGCUGAAGUUGUGUGGAUUAUGAGGCUGUUUUAG
Arachis ipaensis is the source of this 960-nucleotide messenger RNA. The record is from RefSeq and is a predicted model, not a curated record. Lineage: Eukaryota; Viridiplantae; Streptophyta; Magnoliopsida; Fabales; Fabaceae.